This is a messenger RNA of Micropterus salmoides (largemouth bass), 4407 nucleotides long. RefSeq names its product tripartite motif containing 25, like (gene trim25l). NCBI's taxonomy places the organism in Eukaryota, Metazoa, Chordata, Actinopteri, Centrarchiformes, Centrarchidae. The record is from RefSeq and is a predicted model, not a curated record. The transcript is spliced from 17 exons. Gene Ontology annotation, molecular function: zinc ion binding; protein binding. Bases 216 to 2684 code for a protein of 822 amino acids.
UUCUUCUGUCCCAUCAAUCAUCUGUUACCUCUUUCACCACUGGUUUGGUGAAAUGAUAAAACGAUCUGUGUCUGUUCACACCUUUACUCUACUGGUAUUUAGAAGCUUUCCACCAACACCUGUUUACCCCGCUAGACCUGCCUGGUGGCUCUGGCCCCGCCCCGCUCACCUCUACCCACUCUCGCCUGAGAGACAGCAUUUUCCUCCUUGUAAGCAUGAGUGCUAAACUGUGGACAGAGGAGCAGUUUAACUGCCCUGUGUGUCUGGAGCUCCCAAACGAUCCAGUCACCAUCCCCUGUGGGCACAGCUACUGCAUGGCCUGCAUCAAGGACUACUGGAGCAAGGACGACCCCAAGGGGGUCUACAGCUGCCCCCAGUGCCGCCAGACCUUCUGCCCCAAGCCCUCCCUGUCCAGGAACACCAUGCUGGCUGAGGCAGUAGAGCAGCUCCGCAAAGGGGCUCUCAAAGCUGACGUGCGUGAGUCUAUGCGAAGCGCCCGUGGUGCUGCCGCCUCCUCGUCUAGACCCAAAGGGAAGCUCUCCACCACAGCAGUGCCAUGCGACUUGUGCAAAGAUGAACAGCGAGCAGCGGUCAAGAGCUGCCUGUCGUGUAUGAGCUCAUACUGCGAAUCCCACCUGAAGCCCCACAAGACCAAGAAGUCCCUGAAGCAGCAUGAGCUGAUCGCACCCACGGGCAAUUUGGCUGAGAAGAUCUGCACCCAGCACAAGUACCUGCAGGAGUUCUUCUGUCGCCAGUGUAAAGUGUUUGUCUGCUGGCUGUGCACCAGCAACCAGCACAAAGGCCACGAGAGUGUGUCCACCAAGGCCGAGCGCCUGGACAAACAGAAAGUUAUGUCGGAGAUCCAUGCACAGAAUCAGCAGAGACUGAAAGACAGAGAGCAGGAGCUGAAAGACAUGAAGACGAUGAUUGAGGCGAUGAAGCGUUCUUCAGACAGGGUCCAUGAGGACACGGAGCAGGUGCUGUCGGAGCUGCAGCGCUCAAUGGAGCGUCUACAGGAGCUGCUGGAACAGGUGCUGGAUGAGGCCAGCCUGGAGAAGCUGGGCCAGGCUCAGGAGGUUGCCGACAGCCUGGAGGCCGAGGUCAAGGAGCUGAGGAGGAGGGACACGGAGAUGAAGGACCUGGCCUGCUGUGACGACCACAUCCACUAUCUGCAGACAUAUGAGUCCAUGUGCAGUCCCCUGGAGUCCGGGGACCUGCCCACUGUGGUGGUCAAUCCAGAAGCUUCCUUUGAGCCUGUACGAGACGCCAUACUGGCUAUCAAGGAGCGAGUGGAGGACCUGUGCAACGAGGAGCUAAGCAAGAUCACCAAACAAGUCAAUGACACAACACUGUUCACUUUGGGAGACCCCAACCGGAGUGCAGGACAGAAAGGAGCGAUUUUUAAAUUCUUUUCUGGUCUGGGUUCUCGCAACACAAACAACCGUUCACCAGCUUCCACAGCUUCCACACCCAGUAUCUCAGUUGGAGCGCGGAGUACAGACAGACGAGGACUUGGUAUAGGGCUCAAAAGUCAGGAUGUGAGGAGCAGAGACACACCACGAGGAAACACGAACUCACCCAGACUUCGGGACAGACAGAGAAGAGAGGAAAGAGAGACGGAGAGGGAGACCAGACCCGGCCCCACUCCCAGCCGCAGAGAGUCUCAGUCUCUUUGGAGCAGGUCCAGUCAUAGCCAGCGUGUCCCUGCUGCAGCCCCGACCCCAACUCUGACUCCAAUCCCAGCCACUCCAACUCCUACCCCAACUCCUGCUCCUGCUCCUGCUCCUGCUCCUGCUCCAGCUCCUGCACCAGCAUCAACUGGAGGUUUCAGUCGGAUGGCGUCGAUCAGCAGCCUCUUUCGCUCCCAUCGGCGUGGCACCAGCCAGGCCACCCCAGCUACCCCAGCCAAUAACUCACCAUCUGCAGGAGGAAACCCAUGGGGAAUUGAUGCUCUGCCUGAAACACCAACAGGAAUUAACCCCAGUCUCUUCCUGGACUUGCCCACACCUGACACCGUGAUGCACUCUCCUGCUUUCCCUGCAUUGAGAGAAAUCAACAUUGACAGCAUCCAGGCCCCAGAGCCGAGGACCAGAGAGGAGUUCCUACAGUACACUGUGAUGUUGACCCUUGACCCAAAUACGGCCCACCGGCGGCUGGUUCUCUCCGAGGGCCACACCAAAGCCACCCUGCAAGGGACAUCGCAGCCCUACCCCGACACUCCCCAGCGUUUCGACGGCUGGACCCAGGUGAUGUGCCCAACCCCGCUGUAUGGCGAGCGCUGUUACUGGGAGGUGGAGUGGAGAGGCCGGGGCUCCUCCAUUGGCGUGGCCUAUGGGGCGAUGAACAGGAAGGGCUCAGACGCCAGGUCGGGGCUCGGUUACAACGCCCAGUCCUGGACCCUGGAGCUGUCGGACACCUGCUGCUCAGCCAUGCACGAAAAUGAGAAGAGGGACAUACCGGUCACCUACUCGCCCCGCCUGGGCAUUUACCUGGACCUGUCCACAGGGACGCUAGCGUUCUACAGCGUGGCAGGGAGCAUGACACACCUCCACACAUUCCGCGCCAACUUCACCCAGCCUCUGUACGCUGCCUUCGGCGUGGGCAGUGGAGUCGGGGUCGGUCUGGACUUUGCCCUCGGCCAGUUCAGCUCCAGCUCUGACAGCAUCAAGAUCUGUCCCAUAUGAGGAUGCAGGAUGGAAGGCAGUGAUUGGCGGACAGGGGUGGACAGUAACUAAGUACAUUUACUGAAGUACACAUUUGAGGUAGUCUACUUGUACUUUACUUGGGUACUUUCUUUUUAUACCACUUCCUACUUCAACUCCACUACAAGUUAGUGGGAAAUAUUUACUUCACUUAAUUUAGCUGACAGAUUUAAUUACUAGUUACAGACAACACAUGAAGCUUUAAUGAUGUUAUGCUAUAAAUUAAACUGUGCAACAGUUUAAACAGAUAAAACGAUUGACAGAAAUAAAUCAGCAUUGUCAUUUUUUAUUUGAUGGUUCUAGUUUCACGAAUGUGAAAAUUUACAGCUUUACGGCUCCUCUUAAUUAUUUUAAUAAUUUAAAUGUAUUUAUUUAUUUAUUUAUUUUGAGGUCUGGGCGGUUGGUUGGACAAAAUAAGCAUGGGAACGGUGUCACUUUGGGCUCUGGGUAAUUGCGAUGGCAUUUCUCACUAUUUUCAGAAUUUUUACAAACCAACCAAUCAAUCGAUGAAUGGAGAAAAUUAUAAAUGAUUAAUCCAUGAUGAAAAUAAAAAUUAGAUACAGUCAAAAUAGCUAUCUAUAACAGUAAAAUUCUGUUUUUACAUGACUGUAUGAGUAAUAAUAACAAUAUAUAAUAUGUAUUAGUAUAAUUAUGGGCUGAAAUAUGUGUCACUUUUACUUUAAGUACUUUUUCCUAAAUAUACUUACAUACUUUUACUUAAAUAACAUUUUCAAUGCAUGACUUUUACUUGAGAAAAGGAUCUGAAUACUUUGUCCACCACUUUUUGGCAUUCAUGUCGAUAAAACAACUGACUUCAGAGUAUAACAGAGCAGCUUGGAAGUGGUCAUAAUGAUCAAACUCAUUCCAAACGGUCAGGACACAAAGACUGGAAGUCUGGUUUCACCUGAUCUUUUUUUCUUUCAGCUUGUAUACUGCCUUAGUGAAAGAAGUUUCUGUUCUCCACAAAAAGCUAAACUUGCACUGAGUCCGUGGCUCCAUGGAUGGACGGUCCACCACUUUGGUCCAGACUGAAAUAUCUCAAACCACUGGAUGGAUUCCUAUGAAAUUUUAUACUGACAUUUGUGGUCCCUAAAGGAUGAAUUGUAAUGACUUUGGUAAUCUGACCUUUCCUCUAGUGCUGCUGAGAGGUUGACGUUUGUGGUAAGGAGUGGAACAAAUUGACAAAUGAUAGAUGGACUGCUUUCAAAUUUGGUUUAGAUAUUCAUGUCUCCUCAGGAUAAAUUGUUAUAAUUCUGAUGAUCCUUUGACUUUUCAUUUUGUGCCAUCAGGUUAAAAUUUUUAAUUUGUCCAAUACUUUGGUUUGGGGAGGCAUUAGCUCAGUCUGUUAAGACUUGGCUUAGAAACCGGUGGGUCUCUGGAUCGAGUCCACCACGAACCAAUGCUGAAGGUGUCCUCUGAGCAAGGCCCUGAACCCCGAAACGCACCCUGGGAGCUGUACGAUGGCAGCCCACUGCUCCUAAAAAGGAUGGAUUAAAUGCAGAGAACUAUUUUCCCCUUCCCUUUUACAGAAUUGCCCCUCGGGAAUCAAAGUAUUUCUGAUUCUGACCUGCAAAACGAAAGACUGCUUUAUUAAGUGAUGAUUGUCAGUGAGCCAGUGGCUUUGUUUCCAUUGCUUUAUUAAAAAAAAAAAAAGAAGAGACAACUGAAUAAUAACCAUGAGUAGUACAGAUCAUGAAAAAAAAAA